Lachancea sp. 'fantastica' is the source of this 1866-nucleotide messenger RNA. Lineage: Eukaryota; Fungi; Ascomycota; Saccharomycetes; Saccharomycetales; Saccharomycetaceae. The record is from the annotation of a GenBank genome assembly.
AUGGCCACCAAUUCAGCGACCCCAGAACUGCCCAAUGAUACUGAGCAAUUGUCGGGAUCUGUAGCGACAUUGGACGCGCGGGGCGCGAAUCCUGAAAGAUUUCUUUACAAAGAGCUCUGUCGCACACACUUGGGAGAGAGAGCUGCUGCAAUUAUCGAAAUUCUUGUUUCCAAGGGACGUAUGUCGGCCAGGGAACUGUGCGAUCGAUCAGAAAUGGAUCUAAAAAGUGUCAAACGAAUUCUGGUCUCAUUGGUACAGCUACGCUGUGUGCAAUAUUGCAAUGAAGUUCAUGCAGCAUCAGGACGCUCUACGAUUUACUACUACUAUUGUGAAGAUGGUAUGCUUUUGAUGCUGUAUGCUGGUGAAAUUGUGGAAACAGUGAAAGAAGUCUUCCAAUCUGACCUGGCUGCGCAAAUUGUGCAGAAUGUGUUAGCUUUGGGCUCAUUAACAGUAAAAUCAUAUUUGAGUGCAGGUCUUUCAGAUGACUCGCCAGCGCAAGUUUCUUCAUUUUUCGUGAAGCUCUGUGAGGCUGGAUUUCUGAUCCCAUUGACAGUAACUGACUAUGCCACAACUAGAGACCUGUGGGCUCGACUUUACGCUCAACAAUAUAAUGCAAUUCCCAAGACCUCUACGCUGUCGGACCUCAAGAAAAGAACGGAAGCCAAGCAAAAAGCGAAAGAACGUUUCCACAAACUUCUCUGCCCACCAGAUUCUGCAUCAAUCUUUCAAACGGAUCCAGAAACAUCCAUGAGGAAAGUCAAUGAUUCUGUGCCACUGACACUGAACUUAAAAACAUACCUAAAGCUAAGGAGAUCAAAACAGUUGGUUCAACUAGCUGCUGCAAGAGUGGGGACCAUACCUUCCGCAAUCUAUAAAAUUGUUCUUCAAAUCACGGAAAGAUUCUCACCAGACGUUAUCGAUCCGUUGACCAAAACUGGUCUUCUUCAAGAUGCAGACGAACAAGCUGCUAUGCGUGAAGAUUUGAUCUUUGCUGAGGAGAAAACGCAAGGGACGAAUAUCAGCGCUACUGACGUUUCCAGGCUUCUCGCCGAUACGCUGGAUCUGCGCGGAACCAUCGCAUCCCAGAUGAAAAGACCACGUUCUAAUGGCAACGACUCACAGCCCACGAAGAGAGUGAAGACCGAAGACGGGUUUGUGAUCCCUUCUUUGCCUACCAAUCCCGGGGAUGAUGCUGAAGAAAAUGAUGCUGCUCUAGAUUUUGAUGACAAUGACGAUGACCCACAUUCCGUGAUGCUGGUUAACGCUCAUCUGAAGCUACUUUCCACCUCUCCAGUGCCUUUUCUCCACGAAUCCCAGCCGGGCCAAUAUUUCGUACCGUAUUCGAAAUUACUGCCGCUGCUGAAGUCUUCUGUUUACGAAACGCUGAUAAGCUACACCCUAGGAGCAUCGGCAGCUCGAAUACUGCGCUGCAUAUGUGAUAAUAAACUAGCAUCUGAGAAGGUCAUCAAUGCAACUGCUUUGAUGAAGGAAAAAGACAUUAGAUCUGUGAUCUCCGUUCUCAUAAAAUAUAACGCUGUGGAAAUCCAGGAAGUACCACGGACUGCUGAUAGAGCUGCAUCCAGGUCAGUUUUCUUAUUCCGUAAUAAUGAAAAACAUGCCUACGAGUUCAUGCUAGAAAACCUUACUUGGAACAUUGCGAACCUGUACCAUAAGAUAGAAGACUUGAAAAACGAGAACUCAACGCUUCUGAAAAAAGCGAACCGUGAUGACGUCAAAGGGAAGGAAGUCGAGUUAUUGUUGCCCAGCGAGCUAAACCAAUUGAAAAUGGUCAACGAACGUGAGCUCAAUGGGCUCACUAGGUGCUCAAGAAUUCUCUCCUUAUGGGAAGUGUUUAAAUUCUUCUGA